Molecule: messenger RNA, 993 nt
Organism: Tympanuchus pallidicinctus (lesser prairie-chicken)
Lineage: Eukaryota; Metazoa; Chordata; Aves; Galliformes; Phasianidae
Product: protein lifeguard 1-like
Exons: 5
Coding region: 1-993 (330 amino acids)
Biological process (GO): negative regulation of apoptotic signaling pathway
Cellular component (GO): membrane; Golgi apparatus; endoplasmic reticulum
Source: RefSeq, a predicted model, not a curated record
AUGUCCCACGAGAAGAGUUUCCUGGUGACGGCCGACGCCCCCCCGCCCCCCACCCCCGGCCCUUACGCUCCGCCCUACGCCGCCCCUCCGCCCCCCGGCUUCGUGCCGUACCCCCCUCCUCCCCCCCAAUCCGUGGGGCCGUACCCGCCCCCCCCCUCGGGGCCGUACCCCCCCCCAUCGGGGCCGUACCCCCCCCCCGGGCCGUACCCGCAAGGACCCUUCGCGCAGCCGCCCUACGCGCAGCCGCAUCCCAUGGUGCCCGGAGAGCAGCACUCCCCUCUGCACAGCGCGUACCACGAGGACGGCCCGCCCUCCUACUACGAGCCGCAGGAUUUCCCCGCCGCGCGAUGGGACCGCGCCGUGCGCCAGGCCUUCGUCAGAAAGGUGUUCGCGGUGCUGACGCUGCAGCUGCUGGUGACGCUGGCCUUCGUGGCCGCCUUCACGUUCGCGGGCGGCGUCCGCGCCUUCGUGCGGCGCCACGUCUGGUCCUACUACGUCUCCUACGGCGUCUUCUUCGCCUCCCUCAUCGCCCUCAGCUGCUGCGGGGAGCUGCGCCGCAAGCACCCCUGGAACAUCGUCGCCCUGUCGCUGCUGACGCUCAGCCUGUCCUACAUGGUGGGGAUGAUCUCCAGCUUCUACGACACCGACGCCGUCAUCCUGGCCGUCGGCAUCACCGUCGUCGUCUGCUUCACCGUCGUCAUUUUCUCGCUGCAGACCAAGUACGACUUCACGUCGUGCCGCGGCGUGCUGCUCGUCUGCCUCGUGGUCCUCAUCCUCUUCUCCAUCCUCUGCAUCUUCCUGCGCAACCGCAUCGUCGACAUCGUCUACGCCUCCCUCGGGGCGCUGCUCUUCACCUGCGUGAGUGGCGACGGGGGGACGUGGGGACGACGGGGACGUGGGGGGACAUCGGGGGGGGGGGGGGCCUGGGGACGUGGGGGGACAUCAGAGGGAUGUGGGGACACAGGGGGGUGUGGGGGCAUCGGGGAGAUAUGA